AUCAGAGUUCUGUUCUAGUCUCACAACAAGGCCUUGUUUGUGUGAGACCUCAUCAGACUCACAUGGUUCUUAAGAGAGAAGGAACACACACUGGAAGGACAGAAACGUGACAAAGGACAAAACUUUACAGGGGAAACAGGAGAAAAUUCUUCAUCUGGACGGAGAUCUGUGGAACUGCUUGGAAUCUAGAAUCCAGUGGAACAUGGAGAACGGACAAGCAGAAGAUACAGACACACAUGAGGAUGAACCAGAUCUGCACAUGGUUCAGUUGCAGGCCCUGUGGGCGGAGCUUAAAGCAGGUCUCAGGGGCGUGGUUCAGGGGAUUUCCACCCUGCAGCAAAACAGCAGUCGUUUGGAGGAGCAAGUGUCCGAGUGCCAAAGAGACGCGGCCGAGAAAAUCCUGUCUUUAAGAAACACGCUGAAUACAGUCCAGGAGGAGACGAGCGCCGCCCUGACUCAGAUCUCUGAACUCAGCAUCAGACAGAAAGAGCUACGAAACGACAUGGAGCAGCUGCACAGGUCACAGCACAGGAAAUUCUCUAGAGGGGAGGAGCUGGUGGACGGGUUCUCCUCAACCUGCAGCCAAACACACCUGAACCUCAUUCAGCAUUACAUCAGCAGCCUGCCAACCAGCCAGAGUUCGGAGCAGGAUGCCAGUGGUUUCAGGAAUCACUCCAGAUCUUCACUGUGGAAGGAGAGGAGAAACAGCAGAGAUGUAACAGAACAGAGCAACCAGGAGAUGAGUCAGAGGCAGGUAUCUGCUCUGGAGCUGCUGGAGUCCGAGAGAGUUUACGUAUCGUAUCUGUCUCUGCUACUGAAGGCCAACAUCUCCUAUAACGGCUCUGAAAACUCCAACCUCAGGGACAAGCGGCCGUUUCCGUCCUCCUUGCGCUUUUUGAUCCAGCAACAUCUGGAGCUGCUGCAACUGCUGCAGGACCGUGUGCUCAGGAGCCACUGGCAGGGCAUUAUGGGAGACGUAUUUUUGAGGCUCACCAGUAAAGAGAAUGAUUUCUUGGAAAACUACGUCUCCUAUCUGAAGGAGCUUCCUGAGUGUCUCAAUGUUGUCGGCUUGUUCAAAAAGUCCUCGAAGCUUGUCGGCCUACUAGAAGGUGACACCUCAGGAGACGAGACCCACCCAUCCCUCCACACUCUGUUGCUCCAGCCAGUCCAGCGUAUCCCUGAGUAUCUUGGGUGCCUGCAGAACCUUCUGCGACACACAGAAUCCGAGCAUCCCGAUUAUUACCUGCUGCUCGUGUGUGUGCAGCACCUCCGAUCCUUCACCUCCCAGUACAGCGACCUUUUCCAGCACAACCAGGAGCUGCUGUCACACAACCACACACACAGUCUGUACGCAGACCAGCAGGACCGUCCGACACACUCUCGCAAGGAACACGGCAGAUCUUCAGUGAAGCAGCUGUAUAAAACAGAUUAUGAGAGUUCAUCAACCUACAGCAACAGCAGCGCACUGACCGAUCCAGUUCAUGGUGUGAGACGCGCCAAGAAAGCCGCCAUCCGUCGCUACCCUGACUGGGAAUCAGAGCCUAAUCGUUUUCACCCCGACAUUCCCUUCCCCUCCGACUCAGAAACUCGGCACAAAGCUCCGAGCUCUGCUCUCCACAGAAUUCCUGAAACAGACAGGACGGGCUCGGCACUGGCUGAUGCCAUGGAGGCUUUUCUCCCCUACAAAGGCGCGGACUCUCACUGCUCAAGCGCCUCGCACUCGACCGAUUCCAGCAUCGACAUCGCAUUCGUGCGCUGCAGCCCUUCAAUCAGUCCAGACCAGCCCUCGCAUGAAAGAGGGCGGAGCAGAAAAGGCGGGGCUUACAGGGCCAAGCGUGGCCACGCGUCGCCCGAUUCAGCCGGCAUGAUGAUGCCACGCCCGCUGCAGGCGGUGCAACGAAAGAGCAAGUCACUCAACGGCCUGCAAAUCGAUAACACAGACAGCCACCAGCAUCCGGUCAGGAGUCCGGUCCACCAGAGACUGGUGCGCCAAUCAAGCGCCAGGACGAGACUGACGCACAGCAGCCCGGAACGAUGCCACGAAACGCACGCACACGUCGCCACCGAGGAGCUGGCACAACACCUACACAGGACUCAGGAUUCUGGAACCCCAGUGUGGGAGGAGUUAAAAUGGAAGACUGCGUCUGGUGAAGCUGACCACGCCCCUCUGAGCGAGCGCAGCCGGAAGGAGGGAAAAGGAUUCCGCAGCUCCUUCAAAAAACUCUUUAGGAAAAUGUCUGGUGCAGACAGCAAGGUGGAGAAAUCUGUGGAAAAGACUGAAGGGCAGAGCAACAACGAACUGGAGUCUGGCAGGUCAAACAGAGCAGCCCAACCUGGGGACAUCAGCAGAGGAACCGUGGUCUAGACACACACACACACACACACUUCAGUAUUCACUAUUCACUAGCUAUCGAAUGGGUCGCGAGCCAAAAAGAGGGGUUGAAGACAAUAAUAAUAAUUAAAUAAACAAAUUUUAACAGGCACCUAAGAAAAGAAACUUGUACACGAACACCCCCUUGUGGAGGCUUAACGUUACAACUUGUAAACCACAGUGAGACCAGACUGCCACCAUUUACCCCCCACCUGGGGAUCAAACCCAGGACCUUUUUGCUGCGAGGCGACAGUGCUACCCACCGAGCCACCGAGCCGCCCCUGCAGUAGUAGAGGAAGCAAAAUGCAAUUAAGCAGCUGAAUAGGGAAAAGCUUUUUUUACAUGUAUAAACAAUAUAAACGUUUAUCUUUAACUGUACAUCUUCUUUGGAGAAAAUAUGAGCAUUUAUGUACAUUAAUGUCGUUAGUUUACUAAAAAAUGACCUCAUGAAGAGAUCGAUAAAAAAGAGCAAAGCACAAAGACAAGAUCGUUUACAUUUUAUCAACUUUAAUGUGUUACCUUAAUCUCAUCAGAUCCGAAACAAAAUAUAGACGAUUAUACAGUCU
Trichomycterus rosablanca is the source of this 2937-nucleotide messenger RNA. RefSeq names its product Rho guanine nucleotide exchange factor (GEF) 33 (gene arhgef33). Lineage: Eukaryota; Metazoa; Chordata; Actinopteri; Siluriformes; Trichomycteridae. The record is from RefSeq and is a predicted model, not a curated record. Bases 203 to 2365 code for a protein of 720 amino acids. The transcript has 17 exons. Gene Ontology annotation, molecular function: guanyl-nucleotide exchange factor activity.